AAGGGUCUAUGUGUGCGUCAAUAUGGGCCGGGCUGACGUAGACGUCUUUGAAAGCGCUAAUGCUUAAAAAGCGAGGAUGUCAGGCUGCGCAUUCUACUCCCUCACAAACGCGCGCACACACCACAAUGUCAGGAAACACGGAGGAAUCUGCCCGGUUCAAAAAGGUCAAUCAGACCGUCGGCGGGGGCGACACCAACAACGUCGUCGGAAACACAAAUGACGAGGUUUUCAAGAGCUUUGGCGGGCACGAGCAAAACGUACAGAACGAGCCUCGCUCGGCCGACUCGGCCCGAGAGCGCGACCUGCAGGAGAAGGGCUACACGGACAGGGCCACGGACAAGGAGCUCGACGAGACGGAGGAGCUGCGGGCGAAGCUGAGCAAGAGAGGCAAUGCGCCUCAGGAGGGCGCCUCGGCGUAACAGCAUCUAGCUCUGUUGUUGUUUUGGCUCAGAUUCGCCAAUAUCAUCACCACUACUGCAC
Molecule: messenger RNA, 480 nt
Organism: Acaromyces ingoldii
Lineage: Eukaryota; Fungi; Basidiomycota; Exobasidiomycetes; Exobasidiales; Cryptobasidiaceae
Exons: 2
Coding region: 126-419 (97 amino acids)
Source: RefSeq, a predicted model, not a curated record